AUGGCCGUUAUGGGAGCAAUGGGGCUGCACUGGGUGCUGAUGCCGCUGCUGCUGCUGAGCUCGUCGGUGCUGGCCCAGGUCACCGUCCCGCUGCAGCUGCCCAAGAACGCCACCGGAGAGGGGGAGGUGUCCUACGUCCUGCGGAUCGAGGGGAGGCCGUACACCGUCCGCCUGCAGCAGCAUGCCUUUCUGUCUGAUGAUUUCAGGAUUUACGUGUCUAACGAGAAGGGACCUUUGCGCUCCGAUUCCAGCCUUUUCAAGGGCAGCUGCUACUACCGGGGGUACGUCGAGGGCUUCCCCAGCUCGGCAGUGACCCUCAGCACCUGCUCGGGGCUACGGGGUUUCCUGCAGUUUGAGAACGUCAGCUACGGGAUUGAGCCCCUGGAUUACUCCCCUGCCUUCGAGCACUUUGUGUAUCGAAUGAGCGAUGAGAAGCCGGCCGGAUCCCUCCUGGCCACCAGCCUCCCCGGGAGCGAGCCAGACGGGCUGACAGAGCCCCUCUCAGCUAAAGCGCGAUCUCCCAAGUACUUCAAAGUGUACGUAGUUAUGGACAAGGCUUUGUACAAGUACAUGGGUUCAGACACGGGUGCUGCAAUGCAGAAGAUAAUCCAGGUCUUCAAUUUAGUCAACAACAUGUUUAAUCCUCUGAAUGUCACCAUUGUGCUCUCCUCCCUGGAGCUGUGGAAGGAGGAGAACAAAAUAUCGACGGCAGAGGAGGCCGACGUCCUUCUACAGCGAUUUUUACAGUGGAAACAGCUCCAUCUGGCUCAGCAGUCAUACGACGUAGCUUAUCUAUUAGUGUACAGGGACCGAGCAGAGUUCGUGGGCGCCGUGGCGCUGGGGGAGGCGUGUCAGAGGGACGCUGCUGCCGCUGUGGCCGUGUACCAGGACGCCGUGACACUGGAGUCCUUCUCCGUCCUCCUGGCCCAGCUCCUGGCACACAGCCUGGGCAUAAACUACGACGACCCCCAAAAAUGCCACUGCCCCAGGAACGUCUGCAUCAUGAGCCCGGAGGCACUAGGUCUCAGUGGGGCAAAAGCCUUCAGCAGCUGCAGCGUCAGGGACUUUGAGACCUUCCUGCGGCGCGGCGGAGGCACCUGCCUGUUCCACCAGCCCCGCUUGACCGGACAGUCCUACCGGCGCGCGCCCGUCUGCGGCAACGGCGUGGUGGAGCGGGGCGAGCAGUGCGACUGCGGCGUGGACGAGGAAUGCUUGAAGGAUAAAUGUUGCUCUGAAAGAUGUCAGCUUAAGCCAGGAGCGAAAUGUUCCUCUGGAUUAUGUUGUAAGAAAUGUCAGUUCAAGAGGAAGAACUCGCCGUGCCGCCCCGCCGCCGACGCGCAGUGUGACCUGGCCGAGUUCUGCAACGGGUCCUCCGCCUCCUGCCCCCCCGACCUCUACGUGCAGGACGGGCACAGCUGCGAGCGCGGCACCGGCUACUGCUACCGGGGACACUGCCAGUCCCCCGACCUGCAGUGCCAGACGCUCUACGGCAGAGGUUCAAAAAACGCUCCUAUGGCUUGUUACGAGGAAGUCAAUAGCCAGCAGGACAGGUUUGGACACUGCGGGGUCAGGAACAUCGGACGGUACAAACCCUGUGCCAGGAGGAAUCUCAGGUGUGGGAAGCUGAUCUGCACGUACCCGCACAGCACUCCCUUGGCAUCCACCGCCGCCGCCGUCCUCUACGUCCAAGUGCACAAGCAUUUGUGUGUCUCUAUGGAUUAUUUCAACGCUCUGGAAAGGCUGGAUCCUCUUCUGGUUCCACCAGGUACCAAGUGCGGUUCUGGAAAGGUGUGUAUAAAUGGCACUUGUCACCCGCGCUCGGCCCUGGGGUACAGAUGUGACAGCAACGUGCAGUGCCACGGCCACGGCGUGUGCAACAACAAGGGCCGCUGCCACUGCCAGCCCGGCUGGCAGCCCCCCAACUGCCUGAAGAAGGGGUCCCACAUGGGGGGGAGCACUGACAGCAGCAUCGAGGUGAAGGACUAUGGCCUCCCGCCGCGAGGGAGGAAGAAGGCGACGAAGGUCUGGACGGUGCUGGGCUCCUGCCUCCCCCUGCUCCUCCUCGCCGGGGCCGUCUGCCUCGUCCUGUGGCAUCGGGGCUGGCACUGCGGGCAGCAGGCCCACAGCACGGACAGCUCCGACGAGGAGGAGAGCAGCGACCCCCUGGAGCCGGAGCCGGAGCCCGGGCUGGACCCGACCCCGGCCCCGCACCGGGAGCCGGAGAUGAUGGAGAUGGAGAUGGGGCCGUGGCCGGGGGCGCGCUGCGAGUGCUAA
Molecule: messenger RNA, 2274 nt
Organism: Calidris pugnax (ruff)
Lineage: Eukaryota; Metazoa; Chordata; Aves; Charadriiformes; Scolopacidae
Product: disintegrin and metalloproteinase domain-containing protein 18-like
Exons: 20
Coding region: 1-2274 (757 amino acids)
Biological process (GO): binding of sperm to zona pellucida; proteolysis; cell adhesion
Cellular component (GO): plasma membrane
Molecular function (GO): metalloendopeptidase activity
Source: RefSeq, a predicted model, not a curated record